CGCCGCCAGCAACUCGCGCGACGUCGCGUUGCGCCUCAUGCCGCACGCAACCAUGCCCUCGCCGGGCUUCCAGGCCCUGAUCCUCUGCGGCCCCGGCGUGUCCCUCGACACCUUCACGUCCAGCCCAAAGGAUUUCCCCAAAGCCCUGGUCCCGAUCGCCAAUAGGCCCAUGGUGUGGUAUCCGCUGGAGUGGUGCUACAGGAUGGGAAUCACAAACAUCACGCUCAUCACGCCCCCCGAAUCCGCCGACGCGCUCGAGGCCGCCCUCUCCCAGAACCCGCACCUGACGUCGCUGCCCUCGCCCAAACCCGACAUCCUCGCGCCCGCGGACCUGACGCAGACGACGGGAACUGGAGACCUGCUGCGGCUGCCAGCCGUGGCCAACACCAUCACCGGCGACUUUGUCGUGCUGCCAUGCGACCUGAUCUGCGAGCUCGACGGGGCCAGCCUGCUGGAGUCGUGGAUGGUGGAGCAGGCCGGGCUGGGCGAGGCCACGGGCGGCCCCGACAACAAGGAGACGCUGCACCUGAGCACGGGCGGGGAGAAGAUUGGGCGGCGCGGCGGCCUGGGCGUGUGGUACCCGACCAAGGGCGCCGACGCCGUCAAGGGCGAGGAGACGGACUUCAUCGCGACGACGCCGCUGCCCGCGCCCGUCGUCGCGCCCCCGCCGGGCUCGCUGCGCCCCGCCCUCGCCAACCUCGUCUACUCCAUCCCGACCGACGUCAUGAAGGACAUCACCGAGGAGAACCGCCAUUUCCCCAUCCGCCACUCGCUGCUGCGCAAGCACGCCCGCGUCCGCAUGCUCACGACGCACCGCGACGCGCACAUCUACUUCUUCCCCUACUGGACGCUGGACAUGCUGAAGAAGAACGAAAAGUUCGACAGCAUCAGCGACGCGCUAGGCUGGUGGGCCAAGGCAGGGUGGCAGGACGGGCUGGGCGAGAAGCUAGCGCUGCGCGAGGUGCUGCAGCCCGACGACGACUCGGCCGGCGACGACACGAUGAUGAUGCAGAGCGGCAUGCUGAACGACGAAGUGGACAUCGCCAGCCUCAGCAGCACAGCCGUGACGCGGCCCGCGCCCGGCUCCGCCGACGCGCUCAAGGCGUUUGCGACGCGCGUGCGCGACGCCUCGGACCCGGCCAUCGCGCUGGCCGUGACGGCCGCGGAGCCGGCGCUGACGGUCCCGCCCAUCCACGCGUACGUGCACCCAUCAGUUGGGGCGCAGCCACUAGUCCGACGCGUCGACACCGCAGCACUACUACUGAACAUCUCACUGCGGCUGGCAAAACUCCCCUCAGUCGAAGAAGUCGGCAAGAGCGCCGCCUCGCCAUUCGCGCACCCAGCCAAGAUCGCGCACCCAGAAGCGGUGCCGAAGCGGUGCCGGGUCGAGGCCGAGAACAGCCUGGUAGCCGAGAACGUAUCGAUAGCCGAGAAGUGCAACGUCAAGGAGUGCGUGAUUGGCGCGAACUGCACGAUUGGGGUCGGGGCGCGGCUGCAGCGCUGCCUGCUGAUGGAGGGGGCCGAGGUGGGCGAGAACUGCCAGCUCACGGGGUGCGUGCUGGGCAGGAGGUGUAGGAUUGAGGGCGGGGCGGCCAAGGGCGACGAGCGCACCGUUUUGAAGGACUGCGAGGUCCAGGAGGGCCAUGUCGUGGAGUGGGGCAAGGAAUGGAAAGACGAGAAAUUCAAGCGCUUCGGCGGGCUCGCCGACGACGACGACGACGACGACGGCGGGCCGGAUGCAUUUGGCGGUGAUUCGGGCGACGAUGCCGACGCUGAUCUCCUGCAGCCGGAGCAUGCCGGGGAUUCGAUGCGGUAGAUGGAGGGGAAGGAAUUAG
Aplosporella prunicola CBS 121167 is the source of this 1835-nucleotide messenger RNA. RefSeq lists its product as uncharacterized. Gene Ontology annotation, biological process: biosynthetic process; cytoplasmic translational initiation. Lineage: Eukaryota; Fungi; Ascomycota; Dothideomycetes; Botryosphaeriales; Aplosporellaceae. Gene Ontology annotation, molecular function: translation initiation factor activity; guanyl-nucleotide exchange factor activity. The transcript has 3 exons. Bases 53 to 1816 code for a protein of 587 amino acids. Gene Ontology annotation, cellular component: eukaryotic translation initiation factor 2B complex; guanyl-nucleotide exchange factor complex. The record is from RefSeq and is a predicted model, not a curated record.